AGAGCACAGUGUCUUCAGUGGUCACCCUUUGUGUCGCUGUGUCCUGAAAGUCACUGUAGUCUCAUCAGACUGCAACCCUGGAGGGAUGCAUCAUGAUCUCCCCUCUCAUAGUGCUGUUUCAUCUUGGGCUGAGUUUGGAAACCAGGACCACAGCGGUGACAGCAAAAUUUCCCAUACCUACCAUCUGGGCUGAACCAGACUCUGUGGUCACCAAGGGACAAGCUGUUACUAUCUGGUGUCUGGGGACCCCAGAAGCUCAGGAGUACUAUCUGUAUAAAGAAGAAAGUUCAAAACCCUUCAAGACACAGAGCUUACUCAAGCCUUGGAACAAGGCCAACUUUUCCAUUCCAUUCAUGACAGAGUAUGAUGCAGGACUAUACCACUGCUACUACCACAGCCCUGCUGGCUGGUCAGAACACAGUAACUUCCUAGAGCUUGUGGUGACAGGAUUCUACAGCAAACCCAACAUCUCAGCCCUGCCAAGCUCUCUGGUGACCUCAGGAGAGAAUGUCACCCUCCAGUGUAGCUCACAUCAGGGGUAUGGAAGGUACAUACUUACCAAGGAAGGAGAAAAGAAUGUGUCCUGGACUCAGGACUCACAGAAACAACCCAAUGGACAUUUUCUGGCCCUGUUUCCUGUGGGACCAGUGACUUCCAAACAUAGAGGGGCCUUCAGGUGUUAUGGCUACUAUAAGAGAACCUCUCGGAUGUGGUCGGUACCCAGCGAGACCCUGAAUCUCCUCCUGUCAGAUUCACACUCACAAGAUCACACAGUAGAGAAUAUCAUCAGGAUGACUGUGGCUGGCUUGGUUCUUGUGAUUCUUGGGAUUCUACUGUUGGAGGCUCAAAACGGCCAGAGAAGUCCUCAAGGUUCAGUGUGGAGGUGAACCAGAGAGAACAGUUCAUCUCUUACUAUUUUAGAGACUUGGAGAUGAGCCCAACAAGUAGCAGAAAUCAUGGAAGAAAAGUUGUGGCACAAUUGUGUGAGCACCGUUGAAUACCCUGAAUAGAACGACAUAUUUGGGUGCAGGGGAAAUGUCAGAGAGAUCUGUGAAGGGAACUCUACACCCAUUCAAUUGGGACAGUAUGCUGGCUUGAAUGAAAUGGCCUCCAUACUCUCAGACAUUUGAAUGCUUGAUCCUCAUUUGGGGAUGUUGUGUGGAGAGACUUAGGAGGUGUGGUUUUGUCAGAAGAAUUGUGUGGCUCGGGUAGGUUUUGAAAGUUUAAAGAUUCUCAUCAUUUCUAGGUUACUCUUAUGUACCUAAUUUCUCCAAAGAUGAACUAUUAUAUAUUGCAAGGAAUCUCCCUAAGACAGAAGGCAAACAAUGUAAGAUAGCCCCAGGAUGGCCCUGAAACUGAAGAGAUUCACCAGGUGCCUUCUUCCUAAGAGUUAACAAGAAGAGCUGUUCAGAGUCACUCUUAGACAAGGUAAACUGCAAAGAAGAAUCUGAAACCAGAUCAACUGAGCUGCCUGGAAGAGGUUUGGACCAGAUUCACUUGGAAAGGACAUUUUCCAACCUGUUUAGCUGGCCUGAAGGCUGUGAAAUGUGCCCUUUGUGAGGUAUCACCCAUGUGGGGGGCAAAUUUGAUGAUGUAAAUAUAUUUGAGUCAUUUCUGCUUCUGUAAGUAACCUUAAUAAAACUCAUUGGUUCACCAAA
This is a messenger RNA of Phodopus roborovskii (desert hamster), 1658 nucleotides long. RefSeq names its product leukocyte immunoglobulin-like receptor subfamily A member 5. The transcript is spliced from 5 exons. NCBI's taxonomy places the organism in Eukaryota, Metazoa, Chordata, Mammalia, Rodentia, Cricetidae. Bases 93 to 887 code for a protein of 264 amino acids. Gene Ontology annotation, molecular function: inhibitory MHC class I receptor activity. The record is from RefSeq and is a predicted model, not a curated record. Gene Ontology annotation, biological process: cytokine-mediated signaling pathway.